AUGUUCCGCAACAACUACGACAAUGAUGCCGUCACCUUCUCUCCACAGGGCCGGAUAUUCCAGGUGGAGUAUGCACAGGAAGCCGUGAAGCAAGGAUCCGUGGUAGUUGGCCUGGUGAAUAAGACACACUCCGUGCUGGUCGGUCUGAAGCGCAACGCAGAAGAACUCUCCUCCUACCAGAAAAAAAUCAUCGAGAUCGACUCGCACAUGGCGGUGGCCAUUGCCGGGCUCGCCUCAGAUGCGCGCGUGCUCUCCAACUUCAUGAAGCAGCAAUCCCUCAGCUCGAAGAUGACCUACGGCCGCCCUAUCCCGCUGGACCGUAUCGUCAACCAGAUUGGCGACCGCGCGCAGACCAACACGCAGCAAUACGGGAAACGGCCGUACGGCGUCGGACUCCUGGUCGCCGGCGUGGACGCGGCCGGCCCGCACCUGUUCGAGUUCCAGCCUUCGGGCCUGACGCACGAGAUGCAGGCGUGUGCGAUUGGGGCACGCUCGCAGAUGGCUCGUACGUAUCUUGAGCGGAAUCUGGACAAGUUCACCGAUUGUUCUCGUGAUGAGCUUGUUACCCAUGGCCUGCGGGCGCUCAAGGAGACCCUCUCCCAGGAUAAGGAGCUCACGAUGGAUAAUACCUCGGUCGGGGUGGUGGGGCUGGGUCCGAACGGGAAGACGGAGACCUUCAAGCUGUACGAGGGUCAGGAUGCGGUGCCGCUGCUGGAGGCGCUGGAGCAGGCCGACUCGGCUGGCGCGGGCGAGGGCGAGUCGAUGGAGGUUGAUUCAUGA
Messenger RNA from Penicillium lagena, 780 nucleotides. RefSeq names its product proteasome core particle subunit alpha 6 (gene pre5). Gene Ontology annotation, cellular component: proteasome core complex, alpha-subunit complex; proteasome core complex; nucleus. The coding region runs from base 1 to 780 and encodes 259 amino acids. NCBI's taxonomy places the organism in Eukaryota, Fungi, Ascomycota, Eurotiomycetes, Eurotiales, Aspergillaceae. The transcript is spliced from 3 exons. Gene Ontology annotation, biological process: ubiquitin-dependent protein catabolic process. The record is from RefSeq and is a predicted model, not a curated record.